AUGCUUGGUGCCGUCAGUCCGGAUUCAUUUGACACCCUUCAUUCCUACAGCAACACUUUUCAAAUGCCUUUUGUCACGCCGUGGUUUCCCGAAAAGGUCCUGACACCGUCUUCGGGUUUCCUUGACUUUGCCAUAAGCAUGCGCCCGGAUUACCAUCGCGCCAUCAUCGACACGGUGCGACACUACGGAUGGAGAAAAAUCAUCUACCUCUACGACUCCCACGAUGGUGAGUCCCAAUCCUCCUAUGCAUUUCUCAUUUUACAGGUUACAUUAUAUACCUACUUCUUUUUCUUUAUCGUGGUCUUUCUUAGUUUUGGUCUACUGGAUACUUUUUUAUGUCUUUUUCUAUCAACUUCAACAUCUUACAGGUCAUAUUUUUCGAUACAAAACUAUGAAGUCAAUUUAUUUUUUAUGUUGUGA
Molecule: messenger RNA, 420 nt
Organism: Cotesia congregata
Lineage: Eukaryota; Metazoa; Arthropoda; Insecta; Hymenoptera; Braconidae
Source: the annotation of a GenBank genome assembly